GUACCACUGUAACUGCGCAUCUAUUUCAAAAAUCGAUACGGCGGGCGGCGGGGGUUGUGUUAGCCUGUUAGCCGCAUUGUAUUUUGUUUACAUAUUUAUUUUGUUUUUGUCCCGUCAUCCUUAUGCCGGUUGCAAUGAGUGAACUCGAUGAUGUGGUGCAGCGUUUGGCUGCCACGAGUGUUGAGCCAAGUGGAGUGUCUUUUCAAGGAAAGGGUCUAAAGUUGGACUCGGAAAAUGACGCCAAGGAAGUGGUGGACGCCAUGGCCAAAUGCACCGAUCUUACGUUCCUCAACCUAGAAGGAAACACUCUGGGAGUAGAAGCUUCAAAGGCAAUUGCCAAAGGUUUGGAAACGCACCCAGAACUGAAACGGGCAUUAUGGAAGGACAUGUUUACUGGACGUAUGAAGACCGAAAUUCCCAAGGCUCUACAAGCUUUGGGACAGGGUUUAAUGACUGCCCAAGCAAGACUAGUUGAACUUGAUCUUAGUGACAAUGCAUUUGGCCCUAUUGGUGUGGAAGGUUUAGCAACAUUACUUCGGUCACCCCCAUGCUACUCACUUCAAGAACUGCGCCUGAACAAUAAUGGCCUUGGGAUAUCUGGUGGCAAAUUGUUGGCCAAGUCUUUGCUGGAUUGUCACAACAAUGCUAAAGAAGCUGGUGGUAAAGGUCUUGGCCUUAGAGUGUUCAUUGCUGGUAGGAAUCGCUUGGAAAAUGAGGGUGCAACUGCUCUUGCAAAAGUUUUUAAGGCUGUAGGAACUCUGGAGGAGGUUGCAAUGCCACAAAAUGGCAUUUAUCAUGUUGGGAUCACAGCUCUCAGUGAAGGAUUACAACAAAACCCUAAUUUGAGGCUUUUAAAUUUGAAUGACAAUACACUUACAGCAAAAGGAGCUGCUGCUAUAUCCAAAGCUCUCCUAUAUCUCCCUGGGCUCCGGUCCCUAAACUUUGGUGACUGUCUACUAAAAACUAAAGGAGCUCAAUUUAUUGCUGAAGCUCUCACUGAAAAACACACACAGCUUGAGGAAGUUUACUUAAGUUGCAAUGAAAUUGGAUUGUUGGGAGGUCUUGCAAUUGUUACUGCUCUGGCAAACAAAAAGAAAUUGAUGAAAGUGGACCUUGAUGGUAACCAAUUUGGUGAUGAUGGCUGUGAACAAAUUCAAACUGUUCUGCUGAGUGCUGGUCACCAAGAAGGAGUACUCAGUUUGGAAGAUGAUGAAGGUGUUGAUGAUGAGGAAGAUGCUGAUGACAAUGAGGAGGAGGAUGAUGAAGAUGAGAAUGAUGGAGAAGAGGAAGAGGAUGAAGAGAAUGAUGAUUCCAAUGACACUGUGGAGGUUCCCCUUAAUCUUCCAAAUGAACAGUGUACUGUUCGUCAAUUUUUGGAGACUCCUACAGGUGAAAGACUUGUAUCUGUCACUACGGACAAACUCUUGCAGGAGGCAAAGUAUUUAGCGGAUGAGAAUUAUUUGGAAAACCUAUUGCCCAUGUUAAUGAAGGUUGCAGCUUUAUCUUCACACAGUAAUUCAAAGGUGCAACAGGUUGCUCUUAAAACAAGUGAAGAAUUGCUUAGACAUAUGUACAGCUGGGCGAAAAAAGGAGAUUCAUUCCGUUCUGCUUUAACAAAUAAUGCCUUACUUGUUCAUCUAGGGUUGAUCAAGAGCGAAGACAAAGCCCUGAAAGUUACAUGGAAUCUAGAUGGCUGCUUAGUAGCAUUGGAGCAUAGUAUUAAGCAGAAUGUCUUUCCUGAUAGCACACUACACUUACUUCGUUUCUUCCUCGAGAGGCCAAAUUCUCUUGUCAUUCUUCCUGUAACAAAACAGCGUAUAUUGGAUAUUCUCCCCAGAAGCAUUGCAUUAUAGUAAUUUUAUGGAUUGUCUACACUUUGGGUCUACAUGUCUUUCUUUGUCUGAAAAUUUGUUUUAUUCGUGUCCAACUACCUUCCUAGCAAUGAAAUAAUUGUAAAAUAAUUUAUUGAUCACUGAUGUACUUAUUUGCACUAUGUCAUGAAAUAAAUACAAUGUGGUCCCUUC
Molecule: messenger RNA, 2024 nt
Organism: Frankliniella occidentalis (western flower thrips)
Lineage: Eukaryota; Metazoa; Arthropoda; Insecta; Thysanoptera; Thripidae
Gene: RanGAP
Product: ran GTPase-activating protein 1
Exons: 10
Coding region: 123-1853 (576 amino acids)
Biological process (GO): nucleocytoplasmic transport; activation of GTPase activity; signal transduction
Cellular component (GO): perinuclear region of cytoplasm; nucleus; cytosol
Molecular function (GO): GTPase activator activity; small GTPase binding
Source: RefSeq, a predicted model, not a curated record